Molecule: messenger RNA, 2809 nt
Organism: Doryrhamphus excisus (bluestripe pipefish)
Lineage: Eukaryota; Metazoa; Chordata; Actinopteri; Syngnathiformes; Syngnathidae
Product: von Willebrand factor A domain-containing protein 5A-like
Source: RefSeq, a predicted model, not a curated record
GUGUACAACUGAGAGUCUGUGUCAUCGGAAAGAGCUGUUCGAGAGACUCGACUCGUUCACGAACGUCACAUCGAGCACACCCGGAAGGCGUGACACUGACGUCUUGUAUAAAUACUGAUCUCUGACACAAGCUUUACUACACAUCUUUACGCCUACGAUUUUAAAGACUUGUUGGAGGGACAUGAUGGAGUGCUGCUGUGGACUCUUAACCGCCCAGAAACAACCAGUUCCUCUAAAGGGCAUUGAAGUAGAACUGGAGGUGAAGGACCACGUGGCCACAGUGGUGUCCACUCUGCACUAUGAGAACAAGGAGGACAAAGCCAUAGAGGCUGUUUUUGUCUUCCCUCUGCCCGGAGAUGCUGCUGUCUGCCAUUUCAGCGCUAAGGUUGGACAGACUGAGAUCGUAGCUGAGGUGAAGGAGAAACAGGAGGCUCGUGAGGAGUACGACGACGCAUUGAGCUCCGGGCAGCAGGCCUUCCUGCUGGAGGAGAGCGAUCAGAGCCCAGAUAUCUUCUCUCUCAGUGUGGGCAGUCUUCCUCCAGGAGAGAGCGCCUCCAUCAGGCUUGAAUAUGUCAUUGAGCUCGCCGUGCAGGCGGAUGAUGCGCUGAGGUUUUGUUUGCCUGCAGUGCUCAACCCUCGCUACCAGCCUCAGGGGAGCGAAGGUGGCGCCGUCCAGGUGACCGCUGUCCCCGCCUCUCAGGUGCCCUACAGUCUGUCCUUCUCUGCCCGGGUGUCCUCUCCUCGUCAGGUCUCCAGAGUGGACUCCAACUGUUCCCUGGAGCCUCUGCAGUACCUCAACGCAGAGCAAAGCCAGGCUGCUGUUAAACUGGCUGAAGGACACAAGUUUGACAGGGAUGUUGAGCUGCUGAUUUACUACAAAGACGCCCACCGGCCAGCUGCUGUGGUGGAGGCAGGACAGGCGUCUGCCAAGCCUGGCACACUGAUGGGGGAUGCGGUGGUGAUGCUGAGCGUGUACCCUGAGUUCCCCCAGGCUGUGAUGUCUUCACUGGCAUCUAGUGGAGAGUUUGUGUUCGUACUGGAUCGAUCUGGAAGUAUGGAUUGUCCUAUCAACGACAUUGUACACGAUGAGACUCGCAUCAGCAGUGCCAGGGAUACCCUUCUGCUGCUUCUGAAGAGCUUACCAAUGGGCUGCUACUUCAACAUCUACAGUUUCGGAUCCUCCUUUGAACAUAUCUUCCCUAAGAGUGUGGAAUACAAUGAGAAGACCAUGGAAGAGGCUCUGAAGAAAGUCAAGGAGUUACAGGCUGACCUGGGAGGAACAGAGAUCCUUCAGCCGCUCAAACAUAUUUACAGCCAAGCCUGCAUUGCCAAUCACCCAAGACAACUUUUUGUCUUCACUGACGGCGAGGUGGGGAACACCAAAGAGGUUACGAGCCUGGUGAAGAAGAAUUCCUCCUCCCACAGGUGUUUCUCUUUUGGGAUUGGGGAAGGGGCCAGCACUGCUCUCAUCAAUGGAUUGGCUAAGGAGGGAGGAGGUCACGCUCAGUUCAUCACAGGAGCUGACAGGAUGCAACCAAAAGUGAUGCAAUCACUACGGUUUGCUUUGCAACCAGCAGUGGAGGACAUCUCGGUCACAUGGGAUCUGCCAAAGGGAGUGUCCGUCACUCUCCUGUCUCCACCUCUCACAGCUAUUUUCCAGGGUCAAAGAUCACUCAUUUAUGCUCAGCUCACUGGACAGAGUUCAGAGGCUAAAGACGGUUGUGUCAAUGUCAAGUACAUGCUGGCCGGCCAUCCAACCCAGAAUCAGAUUGCCUUCACACUCCAACCCACAGACCAAACUGGAUUAAUGAUUCACAGGCUGGGUGCUCGGAUCGUCAUUCGCUCGAUGGAGAUGGAGGAGGACAAUGACGCUGUCGUGCUUUUUGGUGAAACAGGAGACAAAAAAGAGGAACAAGGUGGAGUGAAGCAGAAAGUGGUGGAGUUGAGUGUCCAGUCAGGAGUGAGCAGUAGCCACACUGCCUUUGUUGCUGUCCACAAGUCAGAAAGCAAUGCUGCUCAAGGACCUUUACUGCGUCGAAAUAUCCCAGUUCCCUCUUUUCGGCAUCGAAUGCCAAUGCCAAUGAUGAUGUGCAGGAUGGCAUCACCUCAACCCUUUGCAUGUUCUAAUAGCGGUUACUUGGACUGCAUGGUAAUGAAAGGCUGUUGUGAUGAUGACUUGCUGUGUGACGACUCUGGGGAGGAUGUGCCGCCACCUCCUCCUCCGCCCCCUCGCAGGGAGCUCUGGCUGGAGUUGGUGUCCCUCCAAAAGGCAUCUGGCUGCUGGACGCUUGAGAAGGCUCUGGCUGCUGCACUGGGGAAGACCAGUGAGGAGGUGGAGAAGUCGAAACCUGCGGCGGUGAGCAAGGACGUGUGGGCCACCAUCCUGGCUCUCGUCUGGUUCCACGGGUUCAAGUCGGACAUGCAGGAUGAGUGGCAGCUUCUAGCAAUGAAGGCUGUGUCUUGGCUCCGUGCUCAGAAGGCGGCAUGUGUGAUGGAGUGCGUGGAAGCUGGUAAUGCCUUGUUGGGUUGUGAGGUGCAGAAAGACAUGCUGGGGAUUUGAGACAUUUCAUUCAAGACGCCAUCCUACUUUGAUCUGUUUUUACCAUCAUUGUGCCUUAUCAUAUUUGCAGUAGUUUCAUCCUUUGAUGAUCAAACUGACGUUGCACGUUGUGACAUGUCAUAAUACUGCAGUAAAAUAAAAGCAUAUCAGCAUGGUGUUUGCGGUAACAUAUAAACAUACUGUACCUCAUAUUCACCAAUUGUAUUUCACAGUAUGAAUGCAAAAUAGCUAUAUAAAAUAAACACUUCU